This is a messenger RNA of Ixodes scapularis (black-legged tick), 453 nucleotides long. Its product is annotated as disintegrin and metalloproteinase domain-containing protein 10-like. The record is from RefSeq and is a predicted model, not a curated record. Lineage: Eukaryota; Metazoa; Arthropoda; Arachnida; Ixodida; Ixodidae. Bases 1 to 453 code for a protein of 150 amino acids. Gene Ontology annotation, molecular function: metalloendopeptidase activity. Gene Ontology annotation, cellular component: plasma membrane. The transcript is spliced from 3 exons. Gene Ontology annotation, biological process: Notch signaling pathway; membrane protein ectodomain proteolysis.
AUGGCCCUAAACACGGGCAUCAUCACCUUCCUUAACCACAGAAGGCAGGUGCCAGCCGGAGUCAGCGAGGUCACUUUCGCCCACGAGAUGGGCCACAAUUUUGGCUCUGAGCACGACGUGGGACCCCAAUGCAUUCCAGGAGGCAGCGAGGGUAACUACUUGAUGUUCAGCAGCGCCUCGAGUGGAAGUGAACCCAACAACCGCAAGUUUUCACCUUGCAGCGUCGAUUUCAUUUCGGCCAUCCUCCACGAUAUGCUCAGCAACCAGGGCAGCAGGGAAAAUUGCUUGAUCGAAAGCGGGGGCCCCAUCUGCGGCAACACCAUUCGCGAGGGAGACGAGGAGUGCGACUGCGGCUUCACGGAGGACGAGUGUCGGAACAAGUGCUGCUUCUCGCCUUCAAAUCCGCACAAGGCGAAAGGCUGCACGCUCACUCCCAACGUCAUGUGCAGGUGA